Molecule: messenger RNA, 4937 nt
Organism: Caretta caretta (loggerhead turtle)
Lineage: Eukaryota; Metazoa; Chordata; Testudines; Cheloniidae
Gene: KCNJ1
Product: potassium inwardly rectifying channel subfamily J member 1
Biological process (GO): potassium ion import across plasma membrane; regulation of monoatomic ion transmembrane transport
Cellular component (GO): plasma membrane
Molecular function (GO): ATP-activated inward rectifier potassium channel activity
Source: RefSeq, a predicted model, not a curated record
GGAGGCUUGCAGGGGGUGGCUUGCAGCUUCGUUCGGCCCUCCGAGGUCCUUCUGCACAGGUUCCCUUAGUUAGCUUUGCCAGCUCGACACCUCUGCUAUAUCUAAACCAUUUAGCCGCCACUGCUGUGCCUUUCUAGCAGAGUUUAUAAAGUAAAGCACAGCUUUAAUGUGCCAUUGCAUAUAGAUGAGCUGUCAACCAGUUUGAGCUAACACGGUGACAUAAAUACCAAAGGGGACCUUGAGCUCUCUUCCAUCCGAUGCAGGACCAAAGCACGGAAGAAACCUACAGCUCCAGGGAUAUUGCGAGUUACUCAUUGUGCAAGAAGCAGGGCAGCCUUUUCUCUCUUCUGUGGCCAUUCUUACUGCUUAGCAAACAAGCACAGGGCCACCUCUCUCUGGCAGCCCUGACAUGCUUGUAGAUCUUGUGAUCUAAGCAGCAGGUGGAGUGGGGAAGAUGUAACAGUUAAGCUGCUGCAACAAGCAAAUUCCUAGGCUUCCCUGGACAGCGAGCCAAGAGAAAACGUGCCGUACCUUCCGAGGGUCUCACAGCCGCCUAGCAUUUACUCCCUGGCAACGGCAACUGGUGGACAAUGCGCAGCCUGCUCUGCUUCUGAAUUUCACGAGCAUUUUUUAAUAAAAAGGAUUUUGGAAGGAAUUAGGACACGGGUAUUUGGCAUAGUUUCUCCAGAGCAUGUUCAGCAAAGGAAAAUAAUAGACAGAAGGGGGUGGAAAAAAAAGAAAUGUUUUUGGAAAGAUAAGACCAAGGCUGUAAAGAAUAAUCCCUUAACUCUGUAUUCCCCUUAUUCUCCCUAAGCUUCCUAGAACUUCAUUGGAGCCCCUCACAACCGUGUGUUUUGCCAAGAACCUCAGGUUCAGUGAGUUUUGUUGAUCUCUCCCCACAGUGGCUAGAUUUUGCCACCCUUUCUCACAUGGAAUAGUACAUUUCUCUGGAUGAAGUUGAAACCAUGGGGUAAGGUACUAUCCAAUGCAAGACUGGGUGGUAGGACCCAUCCAAAGGGGUUUAAAGGGCUACAUGUUUUCCUGCUAAGAUCUGAACCAAACUUACCAACCCCCAAAUCUUUUCCCUUGUCUUCACUCAUGAUUCUGCUAAAUUGCUGCACGUGGGUCAGAUUAAAACUGUUUCCUUGGAUUAGCAUGCUCUGCACACAAUGCUGUACAAAGGAUUUACCAGAAAACACCCAAAUCAACAACAACAACAACAAUUAACAAACAAACAAACAAGGGGAGGAACAUUCAGUUACAUUUCUGGGUGCACUGAAGAACUCCAGCUGACUACUUUGUCGAUAGAGGGAAUGUUCAAAUACUUCCGGAAGCGCUUUGCCAGCCAUCUGACGGAACGCUGUCGCCGAAGAGCAAGGCUGGUAUCUAAAGAUGGAAGGUGUAACAUAGAGUUUGGGAACGUGGAAGAACAGUCACGGUUUGUCUUCUUGAUUGAUAUAUGGACCACCAUCCUGGACCUAAGAUGGAGAUACAAGAUGACCAUCUUCAUCUCAGCAUUCUUAGGCAGUUGGUUCCUAUUUGGUCUCCUUUGGUACGUUGUGGCAUAUAUACAUAAAGAUCUUCCUGAAUUCAGUCCUUCCAUAAACCACACCCCAUGUGUGGAGAACAUAAACGGCUUGACCUCUGCUUUCCUGUUCUCCCUGGAAACCCAGGUUACCAUUGGCUAUGGCUUCAGGUAUGUCACAGAGCAGUGUGCUACUGCCAUUUUCCUGCUGAUCUUCCAGUCUAUCCUUGGGGUCAUCAUCAACUCUUUCAUGUGUGGCGCUAUCUUGGCUAAGAUUUCUAGGUCCAAGAAACGGGCCAAGACCAUCACCUUCAGCAAGAAUGCGGUCAUUAGCAAACGAGGCGGCAAGCUGUGCCUCCUUAUCCGGGUGGCCAACCUUAGGAAGAGUCUACUGAUUGGGAGCCACAUCUAUGGGAAGCUUCUGAAGACCACCAUCACUCCAGAAGGAGAGACUAUCAUCUUGGACCAGGUCAACAUAGACUUUGUGGUGGAUGCUGGCAAUGAGAACCUCUUCUUCAUCUCCCCCUUGACUAUUUACCACAUCAUUGAUAAGACCAGCCCGUUCUUCCACAUGUCAGUGGAAACCAUCCUCCAGCAGGAUUUUGAGCUAGUGGUAUUUUUAGAUGGUACAGUGGAAGCCACUAGUGCUACCUGUCAGGUCAGGACAUCCUAUAUCCCAGAGGAGGUACUCUGGGGCUACCGUUUUGCUCCCAUCGUGUCCAAGACCAAGGAAGGGAAGUAUAGAGUAGACUUCCACAACUUCAGCAAGACCGUGGAAGUAGAGACUCCUCACUGUGCCUUUUGCCUCUACAAUGAGAAGGAUGCUAAAGCGAAGGCAAAGAGAGGUUACGACAACCCUGGCUUCAUUCUAUCAGAAGUCAGUGAAACCAGCGACACAAAAAUGUAGCUCUGUAUGCACAUGGGACUGGGGCAUUUUUCAUCGUAACACAAACUCAAUACGGAGGUGCCCAAUAACCUAGUAGCACAGAAGAAAAAUGAACAGGGCUGUUUUGACAUGAAAAUAGCUCCUGAUUUCUCAAAAGAAUUAAAUCAAAGCAGACCACCACACCAGUGAUCUUCGAGAGGCUAUUUAACUGCAUUAUAUAUAUAUAUAUAUAUAUAUAUAAAUAUAUUUUCAUAGAAUAUAUAUUUUUUAUACCUACGGGAUGUUCAUUUAAGCUGCUAAAUUGGAAUGUCCAACUCACUCAAUUAAGUUCCCAAAGGCAUUUGAGCCAUAAGCAAGUCUGACAACAUGCCUUAAAAGAAGAGACACAGGGAGGGCUUCAGAUGUGCUGAAGAGGAGCGGGUUCUUGGGAUGAAAUGUGAAAAGAAGAGAUAGGUAAAAAAUCGUCAAAAGUGCCUAAACGUACAUCUACAAUCCUACGUGGCUCCCUAGUUACGUACUAGGGCAGUUGGGAUUAUUUGAGCAGAACUAAUGCAUGUACAUCUACCCAAGCUGGUAAUUACACCUCCCAGCUACUGUGUAGACAUAUCCUAAGUGGCAUAGGAGCCUAAACCCCAUUUUCAUAAUUGAAAUCAAUGAGAGUUAGGUGCCUAAAUACUUUUGAGGAACUGGGCCAUAGAGCCUAUGUCCCACUGAUUUUCUCCUAGUAGCCUAAGUCACUUUUGAAAAUGGGACAUAGGUUCCUUAGAAAAUUUGACCCCAGGAUCUCUUCUAUCUUUCUCUGUUUGACUCUUCUUAAUCUAUUGUAGUGAAGCCUUAGUACGUUCUAGUUUCUUGGAAAGCUAGAAGCAAAGGAAAAGUUUGGGUCAUGAUGAUGUAUUUAGAGCUGGCGAGAAAAUUGAAUUUCCUUCCCAUGAAAUAUUCUGAUUUUGUGGAAGAAUAUUUUUUGUUCCAAAUCAGAACAAAAUGUCAAAAAUUUAAAUUUUUUUGCAGGAGGAAAAAGUCUGAAAAAUUCCAUUUUAGGAGAACCAAACCAGAAUUGUUUGCCUUGCUCCCAGCUGACUGACUCACUCUCAUAGGACUUCCCAGAAAGCUGACUGUGUGGCAGGUCAGGUGGCCCCAUGAGGCAGUUGUCCAGGCAAUCUGGGAGCUGGGGAAAGACAGGGAUGGCAGUAAAAAUGGUUUGAUGGAAUUGAAAUAUUCAUGGAGAACGUGUUGAUUCCUUGGAAUCUGCUUUUUCUGAUGAAAAAUUGUUCCAUUGUACAUUUUUUUGAUCAGCUUUAGAUGUAUCCUUUUAAGAAAAAAGAUACUUUAUAUGCAAAACAAAAAUAAAAUAUAUUAUUCUCUGAAGCAUGAUAGGUCUUUGCCUACAACACUAGCAAUGAGGAUGCAGAGACACUCAAAAUUGAAUUUUCUAAAGGCUGAAACCAACUGAAUAAUAAAUAAAUAAGUCAACUGAAAGAUUCCCAUUGACUUCAAUGAGCUUUGGAUUAAGCCAUAAAUCAUACAUCCCAUUUAUGCAAGCAAAACAUUCACAGGCAUGAGACACUGAGCUUUCAAUCAGUAACAAUCAGGUAUGCAAAGUAUAUUGAGCAUAGCUGGUCAACAUUUUUCUAAUUUUGAUUUUUCAGUGAAGUUUGAAACACCAGUGAGAAGUUUCAGCCAACAUUUUGUGAAUUUUUCACCAUGCCCUCCUUGUUUUUUCAACUGAGUUCUACUGUUGAGUGUCCAAAUGAUGGACCAAAGAGGCGUGGGUGAUCCUGGGGCUUUUCCCCAUCAGUUUAAUCAACACAAGUCCAUGUUGAACAUGGUUACGAUGCAAAUGACAUGCUAAAUGCUGUUUGCAGUGUCGAUGUAGCCGCAUUGGUCCCAAGAUAUUAGAGAGACAAGGUGGGUGAGUUAAUAUUUUUUACUGUACCAACUUCUUGUCUCUUUCACCAACAGAAGUUGGUCCAAUGAAAGAUAUUACUUCAUCCCCUUCUAAAUGCUAACAGAUCUGAACAGUUUGAACGGAAAAGGAGAAUUAAGCAGGCAAAAUUACAAGAAUCAUACUGAGAGUUAUUUUGAGAAUGAGUGGGAUGGAGCGUAGUGUAGAGAUCUGGGCAUAGGACAGGGAGCCAGGAACUCUCAUGUCCCAAUCUCAUUUCUCAUAGCAACUCUUUCUUUGGCUUUGGGCAAAUCACUUUAACACAUACUUCGGGGUCUCCACCUGUAAUAUGGGAUGACAGUACUCACCUACCUCCCAGGGGUGUUGUGAGGAACAAUUAGUUAAUGCCUGUAAAGCAUUUGAAGAUUAGUCAGCCCUAAGUAUGAAGAGUGACCAACCCUUCAUUGUAUAUUGUCUCCACUCUUUCACCCACCCACCCACUAAUUCUUUUCUUGUGGGCAGAAGGGUUAGCAUUGCUACUCAGUGCAGGUGGAUACAAAGAGAUGUUUGUUUUAAUGUUGUGCGUCCAGAUGCAACAGUGAUGAGCACACUGUAAGUUAUUAAAAUAAAUGUCAUAGAAG